This is a messenger RNA of Seminavis robusta, 1089 nucleotides long. The record is from the annotation of a GenBank genome assembly. NCBI's taxonomy places the organism in Eukaryota, Bacillariophyta, Bacillariophyceae, Naviculales, Naviculaceae.
AUGAGCAUCAGAUCCUACGAUCCCAUCAACGACUUCCUACACUCACCGCUUACUCCAAUCAAAGGAGAACCGACCAGAGAAACCAUCAAACUCCUCAUCACAGAAAACAAAGACAACGCCCGCCAAGUACACAGUGCCAGAGGCACAGCAUCCGAAGGACAUCUCCGCACCUGCUAUCGCCUCAACGAUUACAAUGCCCGAGCUCACAUGGCACCCACACCAUGGGUAGACCCAGUCCAUCCAGGCGCCCGAGCCAACAUCGCCGUCGGAGCAACAGCCGCUCAAAUUCAACGAGCCGUCUCUGAGCACCAAUAUGACCUCCAAGAAUUCCAGAUCUUCCAAGCCACCGAAAGAGCCCUCCUCAAACUUGCCAUGAAUGCAAUCGAAGAAGUCUACUACAAGGGCUUGAAAGACCCCGACGAAGGAUACACCAUGCUCCAUUACAUGGAUCUCAUCGAACACCUGCAGGAGCAAUUCGCCUUUGCCCGAGGCCAUGACAACAUCACCGACCGCGCAGCACUUCGAGCCGGUCUCAAAAACCUAGAGGACAGUGGCGUAUUCAACAACGCCCUCAAAGAAUGGCGCCAAAAACCAAGCGACGACCAAACUUGGGCCACUUUCCAAACCUUCUUCCUCGCAGCCAACAAGGAACGUCUCCGCACCGUCACCACCAAAGACGCCGGAUACCAUGACCAACACCGAGCCAAUGCCGCAGGAAAAAGCUUCGAUAACCCCUACCUCAUCCAUUUCGCUAAUGGCGAACCAAUGUCCUAUUGUUUCUCCCACGGCUUCCAAUGGGAUCUCACCCACAACAGCAAAACUUGUCGCAACCGCCACCCCGAGCACAACGAAAAAGCACGCGGCAACAACAUGAUGGGCGGCCGCUGCCAAGUCAAGCGCAAACCAGGAGAACUUCCCAUUGUCAAAUACCAACCAGCCCAACGAAACAGCAAUGGCGGCAAUGGCAAUCGCACUCGCGAAAACGGAAGCAACAGCGCCAACCACUCCGAACGCACAACCGACCGCACGGAUCGCACCACAACCACCACCGAAACGGACGUUAGCUCCCUCUCAACCCAACAAUCCUGA